CUUCCUCAUCGACGGCGGUCAAGCAGGACUACAACGAGUAUAUGUGGACUAUGCGUAAGGAGUUCCACGAUCCGGAACCAUUCGUAAGUGAAACAUCGUCCGCCAUCGUCGAACGGGAUAACCUGGCCAACUGCGGCCGUGAGCCCACGACGAACGGAGUCAAAGCACGAAAACGGGAUGCCAUCGAACCAUCCGCACCACGACCAGCAGCACGGCGAUCAACAUCAAUGCAACUGUAGUAAAACGGUCACCGCGUCGCAAUCGUUGGACGAGCUGGAGUUUGAGCGGGGCAUUUGGACUGCCGCAAUUGACAACGAAGAACACAAGCUUCGAUCGUUGAUCGCUAAGGGACACCUUCACGACAGGGAUAAUUCUGGCUAUACGGCCCUUCACUACGCAGCCCGCAGCGGCCAUCUGUCGAUCUGUCGGAUACUGCUGGAUGCCGGCAUUGGCGUUGACGAACAAACUCACGGAGGAGUGACCGCACUGCACAGGGCCGCCAUGAUGGGUCACCUAGAAAUUGUCAACCUCCUGCUAACUCGAAAAACGGAUCCGUUCGUUCAGGACAGUGAUGGAAAAACUGCUCUCCACAGGGCAGCCGAAAAGUGCUAUCCCGAGGUGUGUCGAAGCUUGCUCCAGCACAGUCCCAGCCUUGCGACGGUCCGUGACUGCAAAGGAAAAGUCCCCCUCGAACUGGUGAGUCAACAAUCGACUCACUACCAACGAUUGAUCGAACAGUUCGACGCGUGUUGUGGGUAAGAUCGUUCAUUUUCGUUAAUCCAUCUUUCCCCUCCCUGCAUACAAUACGUUUGGUUCUUUCGGUGUACCUACGUAGAAACGUAAAAAGAAUACAUAUUUUGUGUUAUAAUAAUCAAGCAAAAUAAAAUAGAGGGAAAAAUGCAUCAAACAAUAGUCUACAAUUUGUGAUAGUUGCUCAGCGAUGUUGUAAUUUAACUAGUAAGUGUUUCUCGAUUCAGGUUAGGUGAUUAUGCCACACAGAAAAGUAACACACACCAACUGGUACAUCUUGUACACGGCAACCGCAAAAUACCCAAUAACGACUACAAAGUAAGCAUUUCCCGUUAGGACUUAUGAGUAAUUACAACUAUAAAAAUGAGUAGUAAGUAUUCAUUUAUGAGCAACAAAUACACAUGAAUGGGUAACUUUUUAACUCAUUUAAUGGGUAGCCUCAGUUUCCCACGAAAAUGUAUACGUUUGUAGUCGAUAUUGAAACUUUUGUAGUCAUUAUUGGAGAUUUUGCGUGUACCAUGUAGUGGAAAAUCUAUUAAUCCAUCUAUUCACGCACCAAUUCUUCUAGAAGAAAGAUAUUUUUAAACAUUUUUUUAACGAAUUUGAAUUUUCAUUGACUGUUUUGAUUAUCACAACAUUUUGUCAUAUUAUGUAAAAAAAAAAGAGAGAUAAUCUAUUAUAUUAGACCUAUUAUCGAACCUAACGGACCGUUUCAUGGCAGAGAUUUAUGUAGCUAAGUGUGAUUUGCACACAAGAUUGUUUAAUUCGUGUAGUGAAUAUAAAUGUAUAGUGUA
This is a messenger RNA of Ochlerotatus camptorhynchus, 1544 nucleotides long. Its product is annotated as ankyrin repeat domain-containing protein 39. Gene Ontology annotation, molecular function: protein binding. Bases 178 to 759 code for a protein of 193 amino acids. The transcript has 4 exons. NCBI's taxonomy places the organism in Eukaryota, Metazoa, Arthropoda, Insecta, Diptera, Culicidae. The record is from RefSeq and is a predicted model, not a curated record.